Spirodela intermedia is the source of this 4083-nucleotide messenger RNA. The record is from the annotation of a GenBank genome assembly. Lineage: Eukaryota; Viridiplantae; Streptophyta; Magnoliopsida; Alismatales; Araceae.
AUGAUCUUCGUCGACGGGCUUCCUCUCCCCCCUUUCGAUUGCGAGCUCUCCUCGGAGGUAUCGCUGUCGAUCUCUACCUCUAUCUCACCAUCCAUUGGUUUUUCGGCAGCACGCGUUCGUGACGCAAUAUCUUCCUGUGCUGGGAAUUCACACGUUGAAUAUGCAAUAGCAGGGGUAUCGGACCUUGAAAUCGCUGUUGGAGCACCCGUCGCUUGUCUCCGCUUCGGACCGGCUGAAAGCCAUGCCGGAGAGAAAAUUAUCAUCUGUCUCCGAGGAUUCCACUGCAGAGAGGUCGGUGCCACCUUUUAAGCACGUCUACGUGUUCCAGAGAGAAUAUGCAACAGUCGACCCUGGCCUCGUUGAGGUGAGGUUUUGUGGUGGAGAAGGUUAUUAUUAUUUUUUUUCGACACGUUGACGUCCGAAUUUUAUCAGAGAAGUUUUGUGUGCCUGUGAAAACUGGAAUGCGAACUUUCAUUUUAACGCCGAGAAUCUCAUUGCCUACGCCAUUCAAAAAGAAGAGUAGGUGUGGUUUGAGAGCUCUCCGCCAUUACUUGUUCUUCCAUGGCUGGAGAGCUCUCGAGCAAUUAAAUUUUGACAAUGUGAAAUCAGAAUUCCUUUUUUCUAAUCAAUAUUUCUCAACCCAUAAUUUUGGUGCGUACAUAGUUUGCCGCGCCAUUCCCUCUGCACACAUGAGUUAGAAUCACUUAGAUAGUAAGUACGAGAUGUAACGUUCUAGGGAAAGCUUUGUCAUCCAAGAGAUUGAACGCGCUUGUAUGCUGCUUUAUGUGGAGAUUAGAAAAGGAAAACUUGAAGGUUUCGCACUGGUAAUGCAUUGGUAGAGAAAUUUUCUAUUAUCACAUCAAGCUAUCUUCUUACCCUCUUUUUAUCUCUCCAUCCGAAAGCUAGCUGGGACGGACGAAGCAACUACGUGCGUGGGUUUUGUCAUUCGCAACCGGGACAGUGGAAUGUAUGAAUUAGGGAUUAAAGCUAAUAGUUUUAAUUUUUAUAUCUGUAUGAUUUUGCCAUUGAUUCUUCUCUUAUUAGUAUGUGUUCUCAGGAUCUCAAUUGCUCAUCUGGAUUCUGCAAGAGUCGUGGAUUUAGGCCUUGAUCAAAUGCUAUCCUCCCUUGUUCACGGUGAAGUGGGUGUGCUUGAUGUCAGUCUCUCUUCCUCGUGCUUGGCAUGUGUGUAUAAUUUAUGUCAAAAAUUUAAAAAAUAUUUUAAUGAGUUUUAAUGUACGAUUUCACAGGUUCAUCUUAUCGGUGGCUUUCAAGAUGCACCUUACAGUGUUCGCACUUGAUCUCUUGCCAUGUGUUUUCUUUUUCUUUCAUUUUUCUAAUCAUUGCUUUAGGAGAAGUAAUGAAUGAAGUCAAGCUUGGAGAUCAAUUUUUCAUGCAGGAUUCCACUGAGAACAAUGCGAUCCGUGUUGAUAAAGAAGUUGGCCAUUCGUUUCCAUUAUGUUCCAAAAUCAUUGAAGCUUUGAAGAGCCGGAGUGAACAGUUUCAUAUCAAGACCUUGUGUGUCCUUGGACAUAAUACGAAAAGGGAUUCGCAUGGAAAUUCUUUCCCCAUCAUCAGUGGCUUUUUGGUCGGCUAUUUAUUCCUUAGCUUUCAUUUUUUGUUGUUGAAAGAUAAAAUUUUCGUUAGAUAAAUAUUUUUAUUGACAAUAAGGAUAUAUUGUUGCAGCAGCUUUUCUCAUCACACUAUUUUUGUAUUGUCUUAUUCAUUUGAUGCAUAUUUUCUAUUCUGUUAUCCUCCUAGAAUAAUGUAACAUGGCUGGUAAAAACACCAAUAAAAUAAAAUAAAAUCCCAUAGUAGCACGCAUACCCAUUUUCAGAGUCGAAAGUCGUAUGGAAAUAAAUUUAUGAACAGUGAUAUAUUUUUUUCAUUUAUUUAUGGUUCCGACAAUAUCAAAAUUUUUAUUGCUAUAAUGUAAAGCUCAUAGCACGCAGAUUUAUUACUAUAUAGCUCCCCAAAAAAAAAAUGUUAACCUUCAGAAGCUUUGAAAGAUAGCCUUGAUGCAAUUUAGCCCUCAAAUUUAAAUAGCUUGAGCACUAAUAAGAAAAGUCCUCUUUGCACUUGCAGAAAUUUGCAUUAAUUUCUAUAGAUAAUUUAGAGAGUCAGAGGAGUCGUCAAGGGUUAAGUUUGGGGUUGAUUCCUUAAUUAUCGGAUUGUAUGAUUGCUAGAAAGCUGUUCUUUUUUUUUUGGCAAACACGCUGGCAGACAGAUACAGGUAAAAAUGUGUGAGAGCUGAACAUCAACCUCUUGCAGCAAAACAAAGAAGAUGGGUUGACCUAGAUGACCAGCCACGCCACAUGAAAUUUUUGAGCACUGAUUUUAUAAAGAGGAGUCAACUUGUUUAGGGAAAGGGUCAAAUUCCAAAAUGUUGUUUUCCAUAAGGUGCAUGAAAAUUACAAGGAGGGGAGGACCUGCUUGAGAAGGCACAUAGUUGAAAACGCUAGGGAGUUCAUCAUAUCAACUAGACUGAAAACGAUUUCGAUAAACUAAAAAAAUAAAAUUACUUGGCGUUUUUUCAUUUUCAAAAACAUACUAAAAGGUAUAAUUUCCAGCUGAAAUUAUUGUUAUUUUUGGGCAACACGAUAGCGUUGUGUUUUCCCCUUGAACACUAAUUUAUGUGCUUCCUCUCUAGAAAUAUAAAUGUCCAUUAAUGUGUCAUAAAUCUCAUCUAUGGUCAUCGUCCAUUGCAUAAAACAGCACAGGAACGUGAAGUUUCUAUUUAUGGGCCGUAUUCUUUAUUUUCCAUUAAAUCAUGGUAUUGGGUUCUGAAGCCUAGAAAAAAAAAUGGUCGUGGCCUUCAGGUAGAUACGUCUUCUGGAUCAGUCAUGCCAGCGAGCUUUGACCGGAGUUCGAGGUGUCCAGAUGAAAUCGUCAGAAGGGUUCGUGUGACUGUAUCCUCUGGGGACCCCCGUUGGAAAGGGAAGUUGAUGGACACAUACGAUACUUCUUGCGACAGAUUUCUAAUCGCUCCUUGCUCAUGGUACAUUCAUUCACCCAAUCCUUGUUCUUAUUUGGCAAUUUUUUUUUCGAGUAAAUGAACUUCAGCUUCGUGUUUUCUUUCUUCAAUUGUUUACUACCUUGUGGUUCACAAUGCCAGCUAAAUCACAUCUAUUUCGGGAAAUAUUAAUUUUAAUUUUUUAAAUUGUUUCUAUCAGUCGAAAAAUACUGAUUUUAUGAUGAACAUAUCCAUUAUUAGAAUCAAUUUUGCCAUUCCGAUUCAUUAUUUGCGCUAUCUUUGUUAAAUAUCCAUAUUCCCGUCAUUAUUAUUUUUUGGAAAAAUCCAUUAUUACGAAGCUUUUUUCUCCUAGAUAUACAUUAAAUAUGAAGAAUCUUGGGGAAAAAAAAAGAGCAGCACUGUCCCUGGGGGACGGACGUUGUGAGAUAAGAGGGGGUAGAACAUGAGUAACCAUUAAACUUCCUUUUUCGUCUUAAGUUCUGUCCAACCAUUGGCUCUUGACAUCAUCUGGUCAACCGUAUGUGAUCUUCCCUUGCCUUCUCACCUUCCUAACGUUGCAGGUCCUUGGGUUGGGCGCCCUUUGCUUCUGAGCUGCUGCAGCUUCCCGAUUCAGAAAUCCUCUCCCAAUGCUCCACGUCGCCCCUUGCUGAGAGCCCUGAUUUUGUCGAUAAUGAACGAAGGUCAGCUCAUUCUCUUGGUAAUCCGCUGAACGCUGAUUGGCUAAGAUUCUAUCGCUUUCCCAAAGUUUCAAAGUUAUGUUUUUUCCUCAAUUAAAGGAGGAAUAAACCAAGAAAGGAAAGACGGGAGAAAUCAUGGGUGGGGAUAGAAAGUUGACUUUCUUUGUUCUUUCUGCUACCAUAGAGCAAAGUAAAACAAUUUCAGGUGGUUCAUGGGGGGGGGAGAUUUUUCCGCCGUUGACUUCUUUUGUGUUCUUCAGCGGCUCUUAUGGCCAGAUAUCCGCCAUGAGAGGAUUCUAAUCCAUUUUUGUUUCCCCCUUUGGCAGGGUAUUUAAUUACUUGAUUGAGAACCCCGGUUGGAGGUUGACUUUUUAUAAGGGCAGGCCUCGGAUCUUUGAGAGGGCGCCCAGCGUGGGAUGGACGAGGCGCAGCUAG